This is a messenger RNA of Mus caroli (Ryukyu mouse), 1538 nucleotides long. Lineage: Eukaryota; Metazoa; Chordata; Mammalia; Rodentia; Muridae. The record is from RefSeq and is a predicted model, not a curated record.
UACGGUCCACGCAGCCCGCGGGACUCAGACACCAGGGAUCCCAGAUGGGGGCGAUGGCGCCGCGCACGCUGCUCCUGCUGCUGGCGGCCGCCCUGGCCCCUACUCAGACCCGAGCGGGCCCACACUCGCUGAGGUAUUUCUACACCGCCGUGUCCCGGCCGGGCCUCCGGGAGCCCCGGUUCAUCUCUGUCGGCUACGUGGACAACACGGAGUUCGUGCGCUUCGACAGCGACGCGGAGAAUCCGAGGAUGGAGCCGCGGGCGCGGUGGAUGGAGCAGGAGGGGCCGGGGUAUUGGGAGGAGCAGACACAGAUCGCUAAGGGCAAUGAGCAGAGUUUCCGAGUGAGCCUGAGGAACCUGCUCGGCUACUACAACCAGAGCGCGGGCGGCUCUCACACGAUCCAGGCGAUGUAUGGCUGUGAGGUGGGGUCCGACGGGCGCCUCCUCCGCGGGUAUGAGCAGUCCGCAUACGACGGCAGCGAUUACAUCGCCCUGAACGAAGACCUGAAAACGUGGACGGCGGCGGACACGGCGGCGCAGAUCUCCCGACGCAAGUGGGAGCAGGCUGGUGAAGCAGAGAGACACAGGGCCUACCUGGAGGGCACGUGCGUGGAGUGGCUCCGCAGAUACCUGGAGCGCGGGAAUGCGACGCUGCUGCGCACAGAUUCCCCAAAGGCACAUGUGACCCAUCACCCCAGAUCUGAAGUUGAAAUCACUCUGAGGUGCUGGGCCCUGGGCUUCUACCCUGCUGACAUCACCCUGACCUGGCAGUUGAAUGGGGAGGAGCUGACCCAGGACAUGGAGCUUGUGGAGACCAGGCCUUCAGGAGAUGGAACCUUCCAGAAGUGGGCAUCUGUGGUGGUGCCUCUUGGGAAGGAGCAGAAUUACACAUGCCAUGUGUACCAUGAGGGGCUGCCAGAGCCCCUCACCCUGAGAUGGGAGCCUCCUCCAUCCACUGACUCUUACAUGGUGAUCAUUGCUGUCCUUGGAGCUGUGAUCAUCAUCAUUGUUGCUGUGGUGGCUUUUAUGAUGAAGAGGAGGAGAAACACAGGUGGAAAAGGAGGGAACUAUGCUCUGGCUCCAGGCUCCCAGACCUCUGAUGAGUCUCUCCCAGAUUGUAAAGUGAUGGUUCAAGACCCUCAUUCUCUACCAUGAAGACAGCUGCCUGGUGUGGACUUGGUGACAAACAAUGUCUUCACAUAUCUCCUGUGACAUCCAGAGCCCUCAGUUUUCUUUAGUCAAGUGUCUGAUGUUCCCUGUGAGCCUAUGGGCUCAAUGUGAAGAAUGGUGGAGCGCAGUCCACACCUGCACACCAGGACCCUGUCCCUGCACUGCCCUGUGUUCCCUUCCUUAGCCAACCUUGCUGGUUCAGCCAAACACUGGUGGACAUCUGCAUCCUGUCAGCUCCAUGCUACCCUGACCUGCAACUCCUCACUUCCACACUGAGAAUAAUAAUUUGAAUGUGGGAUGCUGGAGAGAUGGCUCAGCGCUGACUGCUCUUCCAAAGGUCCCGAGUUCAAAUCCCAGCAACCACAUGGU